Vitis riparia (riverbank grape) is the source of this 607-nucleotide messenger RNA. RefSeq lists its product as uncharacterized. Lineage: Eukaryota; Viridiplantae; Streptophyta; Magnoliopsida; Vitales; Vitaceae. The record is from RefSeq and is a predicted model, not a curated record. The transcript has 2 exons. Bases 73 to 453 code for a protein of 126 amino acids.
UCUUAUUUAAUUGAUAGCGCUUGGAGUCUCACUCCUCUCCUUGUCCGUUUGAGUUGUUUGGAGGUUUCAGCCAUGGUGGAUUUUCAAACUGCUACUGUAUGUUGCAUGUGCGGCGACGUCGGAUUCUCCGAUAAGCUUUUCCGGUGUCACAAAUGCCGGAACCGCUUCCAACAUUCGUAUUGCAGCAACUACUACAGCGAAUCAUCGGAGCGGAUGGAAGUGUGUGAUUGGUGCCAAACGGAAGAAAGAAGCGCAACAAGGCACGGGAGCUCAUCGAAGAAAUCGGUUGGGGGGCUGGAGGCAGGAGUGACGAGCAGAUCCGAGUACUCCGGGGACAAAAUCAAGCAGCAUGAUCGGGAGGAGAGCGGGGAGAAGGGGAAGAACCCUAGCGGGGCGCCGUCGCCCAGGCCCACCACUCGAAGGUACAAGCUUCUCAAGGAUGUAAUGUGUUAAUAGACCAUGUCACAAAGAGGGUUGUGUUCAUACUAGUAAUGUUAACAGUAAGUUGUCUUGUGUUUCGUUUUUAUCGAUCAAAGCUCUGGGUUUUUAAGCAAGUUGUUGAAUAAUAAUAUUAAUAAUAAAACUUUUCUCAAUCUCAAGUUUUUAA